AUGCUGCGCCCCAACAUCCACCUCGAGUGUCCGCCGUCGGCGCAGCUCGGCAUCCAGCUCGUGGGCUCGGCCGACGGCGGCAUCGUGCUCUCGUACGUCGACGAGAAGGGUCUGGCGUUCCACCACGGCGUGCGCGAAAUGGACUUUCUCAUCAACAUCAACGGCUGCUCGGUGCUUGGCACGACGGCCUACGACGCGAUGGCGUCCAUUAUUGCGUUUCGGGACGAGCGCAAGGUCGCGUUCACACUCGACGUCAUGUCGGCGACGACGUCGGGCCGCUCGAUGACGAUGUCUAACGCCGCGUCGUUGGUCGAGCUCGAGACGCGGCUGCCCAAAGUGCUCUACGACGUCGUGUGGACGCUCUUUGAUGGCGAUUUCAAUUUUACGCUCGGGCGCGUCGGCCACAACGUGCUCGCCGUCCGCAACCUCGUGCUCGACGGACGCAAAACCGCGAUCGGCGGGCACCACAUGCGCAACGGCGACGUCCUCUUGCGCGUCAACGGUGUUGAAGUGUCGCCGCGGACAACCCACGAGGCGUGGGCGACCAAGCCGGUCGUGCUUCGCUUCCGCCGACCGCUCCUGAGCGACAAGGCCGAAGCCGCCGCCAACAUGAUGGAUGCGAUCAAGGACUUUCAGGCACUCAUUUCCCAGUGCAGCCUCACCAAUGACGACGACGACGCGGAUCGGUGUUGA
This is a messenger RNA of Saprolegnia parasitica CBS 223.65, 693 nucleotides long. RefSeq lists its product as hypothetical. The transcript has a single exon. Lineage: Eukaryota; Oomycota; Saprolegniomycetes; Saprolegniales; Saprolegniaceae. The coding region runs from base 1 to 693 and encodes 230 amino acids. The record is from RefSeq and is a predicted model, not a curated record. Gene Ontology annotation, molecular function: protein binding.